CAUACGCCCGCCGAACGGCGAACAUUCGAAGUUACGUUUCCUCAGCGUUAAGACGCGCGGUUCCGAGAAUACGGUCCACCGCACACGGCGCAGACAACGGGCACGCGGUUCUAACAAAUAAGCAACAAGUACAGAUACAGAGUGACUAGAACGCGGUAGCAGCGUUAAGAAGCUGAAUACUGUUAAGAAAUUAAAAUAAAAUAAACAAAAAGAUUUUGCCAAUCAAGAAAAACGAGUGCAAAGUGUUAAAAAGACAUUGAAGUGCAUGGAAAUUGAGAAAAAUAAACAAUCAGCCAAGAACUGUGUAACUUUGAAACUUGUGUUGUGUUGCAAAGAUUGUGCGUGUUUCUGUAGAAAAACUCAGUAAAAGCGCAGCUGAUUUAUCGAGGGUCGCUUUGAAAACGCAAAUAGUGAGAUCAGUCGCGUUUUAACACGCGAAAUUCUUAAAGUCAAGAAAAAUUGAGUUAACACAAAAAAUGCUUUUCCUACUGCAGCCACGGCUCCUCUUGUUUAUGCCGCUAUGCAUUUUUAGUGCACUCACUUGGGCGCAGGAGCGCAACGUUAUCCUCGAGACAUUCGACUUUCUGCGCCGCGGCCAAAUUGACGCCGAUCUGGAAAACUAUGACAACAGUCUGCGAAUGGAAAGUGAAUAUGACUUCAUUGUCGUGGGCGCAGGUACGGCAGGAUGCACGAUCGCAGCGCGUCUCUCGGAAAAUCCCAAAUGGAAAGUGCUUCUACUCGAAGCCGGCGGCCCAGAGAGUCUCAUAAUGGAUGUGCCGAUUGUCGCACAUUUUCUGCAGCUGGGCGAAAUGAAUUGGAAAUAUCGCACACAGCCCUCGGAUCACGCUUGUUUGGCCAUGAACAACAACCGCUGCAAUUGGCCGCGAGGUAAGGUCAUGGGCGGUUCAUCGGUGCUCAAUUAUAUGAUGUAUACUCGUGGUAAUCGACGUGACUACGACCGUUGGGCAGAGUUGGGCAACAUAGGGUGGAGCUGGCGUGAUGUGUUGCCCUAUUUUAAGAAGUAUGAAGGCUCGAGUGUGCCUGAUGCUGAUGAGGAUUUGGUGGGGCGUGAUGGACCUGUGAAGAUUUCGUAUGUCAACUGGCAUUCGAAGAUAGCCGAAGCCUUCUUGGAAGCAGCUCAGCAGGACGGAUUGGAGCGGCGCGACUACAAUGGACACAUACAAAACGGCGUCAGCUUCUUGCACACCACCACACGUAAUGCAACGCGUUGGAGCUCAAAUCGCGCCUAUCUGUAUCCGCUUAAGGGCAAACGUCGCAACUUGCACGUGAAGAAAUUCGCUUUGGUCACAAAAGUACUCAUCGAUCCGACAACGCGUGCCGCUUAUGGCAUAAUUGUGCGCACCGACGGGCACGAACACAAAAUUCUGGCGCGUCGUGAGGUGAUUGUCAGCGCUGGUGCCAUUAACACGCCACAACUACUCAUGCUUUCCGGUGUUGGUCCAGCCCAACAUUUGCGCGAAAUGGGCAUUAAAACGAUUGUGGAUUUGGCGGUUGGCUUCAAUCUGCAGGAUCACACAGCGCCUGCCGUCACCUUCACAACCAACGCGACAUCGCUGCAUUUCGAGGACUUUGCUGAUCCAACGCUGGUGAAUCAAUUCAACCGACAAGAAGGUCCCUACGGCUCGCCAGGAGGCUGUGAAGCUAUCGCAUUCUGGGACUUGGAUCAUCCGCAUUUAAAGGAUGGCUGGCCAGAUAUCGAAUUGUUCUUGGUGGGCGGCUCAAUGUCCUCAAACCCAGCUAUCUCACGUGGUUUUGGCCUCAAAAAACUCAUCUACGACUCCAUGUUCGCGGAAAUUGAAGAUAAAGCACUUAACGCUUUUAUGAUCUUCCCCAUGAUACUGCGACCCAAGAGCCGUGGACGCAUCAUGCUAAAGAGCACUGAUCCGCAGAAAUAUCCACUCAUCUACUCCAACUACUACGCACAUCCCUAUGACGUGGAUAUUUCCGUACGUGGUGUACUAAAAGCGAUCAGCCUGGCCAAUUACCCAGGCUUCAAGAAAAUCAAUGCUAAGCUGUGGGAUCGCAGAAUACCUACGUGCAAGGGUCGUGAGUUCGGAACUCGCGAAUACUGGGAGUGCCAUGUGCGGCAUUUUACCUUCACAAUCUAUCACUACUCGGGCACGGCGAAAAUGGGGCCGGCAACAGAUCCUGCGGCUGUGGUGGAUCCGAGAUUACGUGUAUAUGGCAUAAGAAAUCUGCGUGUAGCGGAUGCAAGCAUCAUGCCAGAAAUCAUGUCGGGACAUCCGAAUGGACCGGUUUUCAUGAUUGCCGAGAAGGCGGCGGAUAUGAUCAAGGAAGAUAAUGGUUUUAAGCAGUGACAAAGGCGAAAAGAAGUAUGAAGUGUAGAAUGUAUUUAAGUGCCAAGAUUUCCAAAUGUGGGCAACUAGGAAUAAUAAGAAUGUGUGGAACAACAAUUAGUCUAAGGUGAAAAUAGAAUUUAAUUAAUUUAAUUUUAACUUAAUUGUAAGUAUAUAAACUAUGGCCAAGUGAACUAAUAUAAUGAGAAAUAAUUUAAGUGGAAAAUAAUUUAUAAUUUAUACCUAGUGUAAUGUACAAGACAAGCCGCUUUCAUAAAGAAUUCUAAGUCUAAAUAUUUACAUCCACAUAUGUACAUAUAUACGUUUAGUAAUAUAACAGUGCACUGACAAUAAUUUUUAAGUUUCAAAGUGUAAAUAAAAUCAA
Molecule: messenger RNA, 2703 nt
Organism: Rhagoletis zephyria (snowberry fruit fly)
Lineage: Eukaryota; Metazoa; Arthropoda; Insecta; Diptera; Tephritidae
Product: glucose dehydrogenase [FAD, quinone]
Molecular function (GO): oxidoreductase activity, acting on CH-OH group of donors; flavin adenine dinucleotide binding
Source: RefSeq, a predicted model, not a curated record